Messenger RNA from Pseudomyrmex gracilis, 1492 nucleotides. RefSeq lists its product as uncharacterized. The record is from RefSeq and is a predicted model, not a curated record. NCBI's taxonomy places the organism in Eukaryota, Metazoa, Arthropoda, Insecta, Hymenoptera, Formicidae. The transcript has 6 exons. The coding region runs from base 906 to 1472 and encodes 188 amino acids.
CCCACGUUCAUUUUCGUCUAUUCUCUCUGUUUAACAGUGAUCGGCGAGAUUAAAUAAACCAAACGGGAAUUUAAACAGUACAGUGCGGAGUCAAACAGUCCGUUUUCCGCGACGUGGUCAAAUAAAUAGACGCGCGUACGGGUGAUUAAUAAUGCGCGCGGACGGGUCUUUAAAACGCGGAAGGAAACAAAAUUGUGUAAACGAAAUAUCUGGAAAGUAGCCGAAAACACUUCGAGCGGAAUUUUUUUUUUUUGUUUUUUUUUGUUUUUCGGCGCGACACACUAGCGCGCACAUUCUUUCUUGCAGCUGAUUACGUUAACUCGAUUACAUUCACCGGAGGUUGUGCAACGCCGCGAUCGGCUUUUUUACGGAUUCUAAAAGUGACGGAAAAAGAAGAGAUACGUGUGUCCGAGACUUGACUAUUUUUUAUAUUAUACAAUUUUCCACAUACAUCUCAUGUAACGCACAAAAGAAGAUGAACACAAAGGAACGAGGUUCGUAGAAUUUUUCGAGGAUUGAUGAAGGGACAGAACAGGACUCUCGCCUGAUUACUAACAUACAUCGGGCGACCCUUUUCAUUGUGCGGCGAAACCCUCGGGACUUCUCUUUUACGAGCUCGCCAUCAUAAAGCGACCCGCACACAUCCGCUAUCUCAUCGUGGCCAGGUGUCUGCGCCAGCAUGUUGCGUUCGUCGUGCCAAGACCUUCGUUCGUGCACGAUUCGUCCGAACUUGUUCGUAUAGUUAGUCAGCGUGGACAGAUGGAUGGAAAAAAGCGUGACAGCGCAGAUAAAAAAUAAUUACAGGAAGUGCUUCACCCACGUGAGGAAAUCGAGACGCGAGACGUUCGUCACCAUUGAGAGGAGAAGCGGUUCUCAUCGAAGAUGAGAAACGAGGCGACGCUAGCAUGAUCGGUGCGAUUGGUAUAUUGACGCUCUUACUGAUCCUCGGUGACCUCGAGGCAAUCACGGUAGUGCACCAACAUCCCAACAUUCAGUAUGUCGUUGAGCACGAGGUCCUUCGCGAGGAUGCGCUCGCGGAGGCGAAGAAACUGGAGAUAUACCCCGGACCCAUUCCGGGAUGCAAGACUUGCACCUCCGCCGAGAUGACCUACUGCAAGGACGGUAGCGUCAUCAACGAUCACUGUUGCUGCGAAGGUAGCUCCAACGAGGUGUUUCCCUUCGUCGAGCACACGUGUCGCUUGGGACCAGAAGAAUGCAGGGUGCAGGCUGAGGACUGCGCGGAAUACACGAGACUGCGGGAAUGUUGUUGCCAUUCGUACUUGGCCUCUGUCUGUAAGUUUUUGAACGAUUCUAGAAUCAAGGAUGGCCAAACCGCGCCGCACGCGCACGUCUAUUCUCAAAGACACUGGAAGUAUGAAGCGACCGGCGGAGGUUCGCGCGUCAGCAUGUAUCACAUAAAGUUCCUGACGAUCUUGACGGUGCUCAUGACGUUACAUCAAUUGUUGAUCUAAAGACAACACCAAUAUAUAAA